AAACCUGAAAAAUUCGUAAGAAAGGUUAGAAAACGGAAAACCUAGCCGAGCGUCCUUACUCCUUAGUCCUAGCCGCACGCAGUACGCACUGGCAGUACAAGCUGGCCAAGAAGAAGGCGCCGGAGCCAAGCAGUGCCGCACUACGAAUCCUUGCUAUCGGUCUCGGAAAUCGGCCGCUUUGUCGCAUAUCGGAAAUCGGAAAUCGCGAAUCAGUCGUUCACCCGCCGUUCACACAGCCACGCCCACGAGCCCACGACGGCGACGACGCCUCACAGAGUCACAAACGGCCACGACGCCUCACAGUCACGGGACUCUCACCUAGCUUCAGCCUUCAGCGGUUCAGCCGGUCAGCCCUUCACAGUUCGGUGACUUCGGUUCACAGCUUGUUGAUUUUGGGUUCAAAUUGUUGUGGGUUGUUCUUUGCGAUUUUCGGUUGUUAGUUCUUUGUUAGUUCAAUCUGAUUCAUCCCCAUUGUUUAUUUGAAGUUGUUGAUUUUGGGUUCAAAUUGUUGUGAUUUGUAACUGUGAUUUAAGGUGGUUGGUCAUUUGUUGUGGGUUGAGAAUGGGCGGAGAAAUUUUUUGGGAUUUUUCUUCUUGUUUUCAGUUGGGGAACCGAAUGGGCUGAAGCCUGAAGGGAUUUUUGUUGUCGAGUCGUGAAUAAUCGGGUUUAUCGUGUCGUGUUCGGGUCAUAGUUUUUCAAACCGAUUAAUAAUCGGGCCGGAUUUAUGUUGAACCCGUUUGCAUAAUUGGGUCAAUCGGGUGGACACGAACCCGAUCCGUAAACCAGAAUUGCCAAGUUACCCUAAAACCCCACCCUCCUCUUUCUCUUUGCGUUUGUAUUGAAAUGGAGCGCCAAGAAGAUCCAGCUCCAACGAACUCGAGCGCAAAAGACCCACCUUUGUGCGAGGAGUGCAAAGCCAACCCAUCAAAGUACAAGUGCCCAGGUUGUUCCGUGCGCUCUUGUAGCCUUACUUGCGUCAAAGCUCACAAACAACGCGCUGGGUGUACGGGAAAGAGGAACCAGACCCAGUUCGUCCCGCUCUCUCAGUUCGACGAUAAUCUGCUCGUCUCUGAUUAUAAUUUACUUGAGGAAGUGAAGAGGGUUGCAGAAUCUGCUCAGAGAGUGAGAACUAAAUUGUGUGGGUAUGCUCAUUUUAGGUUACCGUUUCACCUUAAAAGUCUUCGGAGUGCUGCCGGAAGUCGGAGGACAAAACUACUAUUGCUCCCUAAUGGAAUGUCAAAAAGAGAGAAAAACCGAACUCGAUACGACCAAAGGAAGAAAUCUAUCUCGUGGACCAUUGAGUGGCGGUUUCACUCAACAGAUGUUGUUUUACAUGAUCAUGGAGUGAAUGAAAAUAUGAACCUCAACCCCAUUAUUGAGAAUCAUCUAAAACCUGGGCCAUGGAAUCAUCAGCUAAGGCAAUUCUGUGAGGAACAGCUUGAUUGUCUCAAGUUUUUCAUCCGUAAAUAUCCGAAGGGUCCCAGGUCACCUUUCCGUGAGUUGGACGUAAAGGCCCCAAUAAAGCAACAAUUAGCCAAUAUAGUGAUAUUGGAGUAUCCUGUAAUAUAUGUAUUUCUCCCAUCACACAGCUUUGAUUUUGAAGUCGUUAAAGAUGCCAAUCCAGUUACUCAUAAACCAGAGCUUAAAGAUUCCGUAAGCAAUCCAAGCCCACAAGGUGUUCCCUUCAAGGAGGAGGAAAUAGAAGAUGAUGAGAAUUCUUCAGAUCCUCAUGUUUGUGAUCUCAUGAAGCAUUUGAGUUCAAGUCCAGUGCAUCAAUUCGCCCAUUGGAACAGGAGGUCUGAGAAAGCGACAAAUAACUCAUCAGAAAGGCCUUUGUUGGCAAGAGUGGCAACAGGCAACAGUUCACAUUCCAGCUCCCAGACCAAUGAACCAGGAGUUUCUGAAAUGAUGGAGUUUGAUUUUGAUCAGGGCUUAAUAGAUGCAUACUCAGAUCUCAUGGCAAAAAGUAAUCCUGAUGAUUUCCUUGAUUUGGAAGGGGAGUUUGUCGAGGAAGUGGAUGUAGAAGAAAGAAUAGGUCUCUCAGGUGUCCGUGGAGUUUUCUCAGCAGAGGAAUUAGAGGAAGGAGAGAUUCUUGAAUAAUUGAUAGUUAUAGCAUUUCUAAAGGAACAACUAAAAGAUGGGGAUCGAGUCUAAAAGGGCCAUCUGCCAAGAGUUGUGCUAAUGAUUAUGAUUUUAGUUUGUGCUUUGGCAUUGAGCUUUGGUUGCUCUAAGUAUGCCAUGAGAUGAUGUUAUAUUUUUUCUGAGCACGAUUGAGUAGGAAGAACAUGCUUUCAUUCAUAUCAAGUGUAAGGAGGCUUCUCAAUCGUGGAUAGCAUCUCCAUCACCUCUUGUAAUGAUAAUGGUGCUUUUUGGUUGAGGCUACAAUCUUUGGUUUUCCAAUUUCCCAAUCUUUUUGUCGUUUCAAGUGGGGUUUUGCUCACAAGCUACACAGGACAGAAGCACUAGAUCGAGUACAGCUCCUUAACAUCAUUAGUUUUGAAUAGCCUGUCUUCUUGAUUGGAGUCUGAUUCCUUCUUUGCUGGUGAAAAUGAGUAAGAAUGUAGUUGUUGUAGGGUUUGCAUGAUUUUCUCGAUAUUAUUAUUAUUAUUAUUUUGUUCAGGUAUUCUUCUUGUAUACUCUUUUAUUUGGGUGCGCCCUCUCGCUUUUAAAGGUUACUCAUGAAAAAAAAAAGUUGUAGGGUUUGAUUAAUUGGUUCUUUUAAAUGUUUCAGAGUGUCAAACUUUAUUCUUCUGGCAUCUUGGGGUUGCUUGUAUUUAAUUUCUUAUGUCCUUGGUGAAUUAUCUACAUCUAACAUUUUCCUGUUUGCGAAGCUACGGUACUCUAUUGUAAAUCAGAUGCUAGUUUUUCUUUAAUAUUCUGAUUCCAUGAUCA
This is a messenger RNA of Alnus glutinosa, 2892 nucleotides long. RefSeq lists its product as uncharacterized. Lineage: Eukaryota; Viridiplantae; Streptophyta; Magnoliopsida; Fagales; Betulaceae. The record is from RefSeq and is a predicted model, not a curated record. Gene Ontology annotation, cellular component: pre-snoRNP complex; nucleus. Bases 844 to 2100 code for a protein of 418 amino acids. The transcript has 5 exons. Gene Ontology annotation, biological process: box C/D snoRNP assembly; maturation of LSU-rRNA from tricistronic rRNA transcript (SSU-rRNA, 5.8S rRNA, LSU-rRNA); snoRNA localization.